Molecule: messenger RNA, 1474 nt
Organism: Drosophila melanogaster (fruit fly)
Lineage: Eukaryota; Metazoa; Arthropoda; Insecta; Diptera; Drosophilidae
Exons: 3
Coding region: 72-1340 (422 amino acids)
Source: RefSeq, marked reviewed
CCAUAAUAAACUACAACGCCACUCAGAAUAGUCGUGGCACUUAUCUACUAGAUUGUGCAACAGCGAGCAAUAUGACUGACAAGUUAGAUGCGGAACAAUUUAACGACGACGAACUAGAGGCACCUGCUUGGCUGAAUCGUCAAUUUAUAGAGGAAAUUCUGAGCGCGUACGAAGAUUCCCCGGAACUAAAAGUUGUCGAUCUUAAAAUCACACCCGCAAGUGCCCAGGGAGAUCACUAUGCCAGCGUUAUGUUCCGAACAACUGCAGAGUGUACCACCGCGAAGGGAAAGUUCAGUAGGCCACUAAUCAUCAAGGCGAUGCCCGAGCAGGAUGGACACAAGAAGGAUAUGCUCAGCGAAUCGCAUCUAUUCGAAACCGAGAUCGGAAUGUACUGCCAGGUUCUUCCGGAAUUCGAGAGAAUUCUGCGGGAAUCCGGAGACGAUACAAAGCUAUUUGUUCCCUGCAUUUACCAUAGCCUGGAGCCGCGUAAGGUGAUGAUAUUUGAGGACCUUGUGCCCCAGGGAUAUUAUGUCAUUCGAGACCGUCCGGUUGCUCAGGAAGAACUCAAAACAGCCUUUGCUAAACUGGCCAAAUGGCAUGCAAUUAGCAUGAAAUACAUUAAGGAGCAACCUGACUUCCUAAAGGAGUUUAAGUAUGGCCUCUUCGAGAUGCCCACUGUAAAGACCGACCCUUUUAUUACAACUGGCAUGCAGAGCUUCAUUGAAAUGCUGGACAGAUUACCAGAGCUAAGAAAGUAUAAGCCUCAUUUCGAAAAGAUAAAAGAUAAGUACAUGCAACGACUACAAGCUGUGAUGAAGGAAUACCAUGAAAAUCGAAAGAGUGAUGCCUUCUAUGUCCUCUGUCAUGGUGACUUCCAUCUUCGCAAUAUGAUGUUCAAGAACAACAAGGGGACGGGAGCCCACGAGGAUACCAUGCUGGUGGAUUUCCAGAUUAGCAACCUUUGUCCCAUCACAAUUGAUCUCACAUAUUCCAUCUAUAUGCUGAUGGAGCCGGAACAACGCAGAGAAAUGGGAAAGGACUUGAUUAAUCACUACUUAACCGUUUUGGUUGCCACCCUCAAGAGCAUUGGAUACCCAGGUGAACUGCCAACCCAAGCGAAACUCUGGGAUGAAAUCCAUAAGAACAAGUAUUAUGAUUUCUUUUUGUUGAGCACUUUUCUGCCCUUGAUUUUGGCCAUCAAAUCGAAGAGUUUUAAAGUGAACGACCUUAUACAGGAUCCGGAAACCCGCCAAAAAACCUACUUUUUGGAUACAUAUGUUAAAGAUGUUUCCAAACUAUUGCCGAAAUUCGAGCAACUUGGCUACUUUAAAUGUCUAUAGCUCUCAUUUAUUUACAUAAAUAUGUUGCCCUUAUUUUGUUUAUUCCAUUAUUUUGUUUUCCGGUUGAAAUACAUAUGUACAUAAGUACUUACGAAAGGAACAUUUCUUCCAAUAAAAGAUUAUUACUGAAACAU